Messenger RNA from Pezoporus occidentalis (night parrot), 1063 nucleotides. It is a transcript of the gene CTHRC1, whose product is annotated as collagen triple helix repeat containing 1. NCBI's taxonomy places the organism in Eukaryota, Metazoa, Chordata, Aves, Psittaciformes, Psittacidae. The transcript has 4 exons. The record is from RefSeq and is a predicted model, not a curated record. The coding region runs from base 40 to 948 and encodes 302 amino acids.
GCCGGUCCGAGGGGCGGGAGCCCUCCGGCCGCUUUGCCAAUGGCUGCGGGGGGCUGGCACUGGACGUUCCCGCUCGGUUACAGGAUGGAAAUUCCGGGCCUCCCCGGGGAGGGAGCUGGGGCUCCGCGCUCUGAAAGGCUCAUUGAUCCCCGCGCUGCCGCUCGGAGCGGCGGGCACGGCUUCUGCGCCGCAGCCUCCGGCCCCAGCGCCGCGGCCCCGGCCCGCACCAUGCCCCGCGCCCCGUGUGUCGCCGCCCCGGUGCUGCUGCUGCUGGCGCUGCUGCUGGCGGCCGCCCCGCCGCCCGGCGGCUCGGAGAACCCCAAGGGGAAGCAGAAGGCGCUGCGGCAGCGGGAGGUGGUGGACAUGUACAAUGGCGUGUGCCUGCAAGGCCCCAGUGGUGUUCCUGGACGGGAUGGAAAUCCAGGAGCCAAUGGGAUCCCCGGGACACCUGGGAUCCCAGGACGGGAUGGGCUGAAGGGGGAGAAGGGAGAGUGCAUGCGCGAGAGCAUCGAGGAGUCCUGGACGCCCAACUUCAAGCAGUGUUCAUGGAGUGCACUUAACUAUGGCAUCGAUCUUGGAAAGAUAGCAGAAUGCACAUUUACAAAGAUGCGCUCCAACAGUGCUCUCCGUGUUCUCUUCAGUGGAUCGCUUCGGCUAAAAUGCAAAAGUGCCUGUUGUCAGCGCUGGUACUUCACUUUUAAUGGAGCAGAAUGUGCUGGGCCACUUCCUAUUGAAGCCAUAAUCUAUUUAGAUCAAGGAAGCCCGGAGCUGAAUUCUACUAUUAAUAUACACCGAACUUCUUCAGUGGAAGGUCUGUGUGAAGGGAUCAGUGCUGGUUUGGUGGACAUUGCCAUCUGGGUCGGGACUUGCUCAGAUUAUCCACGGGGAGAUGCUUCUACUGGAUGGAACUCGGUCUCCCGCAUUAUCAUUGAAGAACUACCAAAAUAACUUUCCCUCCCUUUUUAUAGUUUCUCUCCCCCCCCCCCCCCUUUAUUUUGUACCAUUUUCCUCAGAAUUUAUUUCUGUGGAGUUGCAUGCAAGUAUUUGAGUGGAAGGCACCAAA